AUGGAGUCCAGCGGGGACCCAGCCCUCGAGGCAGGAGGGGGGGCAGCAGGACUGGCUGUUGGGGGAGGCCCGGAAGCCACAAGCAAGGGAGCAGCAGGUGCGGCCGGCGGGAGGGCAGCAGGAGCUGCCGGUGAGAGGGGAGAAGCAGCUGCUGGCGAGAGGGGAGCAGGAGCUGCCGGCGAGAGGGCAGCAAGAGCCGCAGGCAAGAGGGCGGCAGGCGCGGUCGGCAGACGAGCAGCAGGUACUGCCGAAGGGAGAGCAGCAGGAGCGGCCGGCGGGAGGGCAGCUGGAGCUGCCGGCGGGGGGGCAGCAGGAGCUGCAGGCAGGAGGGCAGCGGGAGGUGCCAGCGGGAGGGCAGCAGGAGGUGCCAGCGGGAGGGCAGCAGGAGGUGCCAGCGGGAGGGCAGCAGGAGGUGCCGGCGAGAGGGUAGCAGGAGGUGCCGGCGAGAGGGCAGCAGGAGGUGCGGCGAGAGGGCAGCAGGAGGUGCCGGCGAGAGGGCAGCAGGAGGUGCCGGCGAGAGGGCAGCAGGAGGUGCCGGCGAGAGGGCACCAGGAGGUGCCGGCGAGAGGGCAGCAGGAGCUGCCGGCUGGGGGGCAGCAAAGAGUAGAAGUGGAGAUGGCCGAGCUACAGCCAGAGGUGCAGCAGGACCACUCGGGGAACCGGGCCUGGCCACACGCAGGAGGGCAGCAGGAGCUGCCCGGGGGAGAGCAGCGUGAGCUGCCAAGGGAAGAGCAGCAGGAGCUGCCAGCAAGGGAGCAGCAAGCAAGGGAGCAGCAAGCGGUAGAAGUGGAGAUGGCCGAGCUACAGCCAGAGUCACAGCAGGACCAAACGGGAAACCAGGCCUGGCCACAGGCAGGAGGGCAGCAGGUGCCGCCCGGGGGAGAGCAGCUUGAGCUGCCAAGGGAAGAGCAGCAGAAGCCGCCGGGGGUGGGGCAGCUGCCGGCAAGGGAGCAGCAAGCGGUGGAUGUGGAGAUGGCCGAGCUACUGCCAGAGGUGCAGCAAGACCAAUCAUGGAACCAGGUCCGGCUGCAGGCAGGAGGGCAGCAGGAGCUGCCGGGGGAGGAGCGGCAGGAGCUGCCAACAGGAGGGCAGCUGGGGCUGUCGGGGGGAGGGCAGCAGGAGCUGCCGGAGGGGGAGCGGCGGGAGCUGCCGGCGCGGGGGCAGCUGGAGGUCGCUAGUGCGGACCCUACAAGCCAAGCGAAGAGAACUUGGGCACGGGGCCGAGGCGGGAGACGACACGCCCGUAAGACGCAAGGUCGAACUGGAAGCGGAGCUGCCGCCCAGCAGGCGGAGGGGCAGCCGGGGCCGACCGAGACACCCCCGGGAGCUCCGCGCGUGGGGGAGCAACCCUGGGUGCCCGGGGCACCCCAAGGAGAGCAGCAGCCAGGGGGGCAGCCGGGGGUGCCCGGGGCACCCCAGGGAGUGCAGCAGGCAGGGGGGCAGCCGGGGGUGCCCGGGGCACCCCAGGGAGUGCAGCAGGCAGGGGGGCAGCCGGGGGUGCCCGGGGCUCCCCAGGAAGUGCAGCAGGCAGGAGGGCAGCUGAGGGUGCCAGGGGCACCCCAGGGAGCGCAGCAGGCAGGGGGGCAGCCGGGGGUGCCCGGGGCUCCCCAGGGAGUGCAGCAGGCAGGAGGGCAGCUGAGGGUGCCCGGGGCACCCCAGGGAGUGCAGCAGGCAGGAGGGCAGCCGAGGGUGCCCGGGGCACCCCAGGGAGUGCAGCAGGCAGGAGGGCAGCAGGGGGUGCCCGGGGCACCCCUGGGAGUGCAGCAGGCAGGAGGGCAGCCGAGGGUGCCCGGGGCACCCCAGGGAGUGCAGCAGGCAGGGGGGCAGCCAGGGGUGCCCGGGGUUCCCCAGGGAGUGCAACAGGCAGGAGGGCAGCUGAGGGUGCCCGGGGCACCCCAGGGAGUGCAACAGGCAGGAGGGCAGCUGAGGGUGCCCGGGGCACCCCAGGGAGCGCAGCAGGCAGGAGGGCAGCCGAGGGUGCCCGGGGCACCCCAGGGAGUGCAGCGGGCAGGAGGGCAGCAGGGGGUGCCCGGGGCACCCCAGGGAGUGCAGCAGGCAGGGGGGCAGCUGGGCGUGCCCGGGGCACCCCAGGGAGUGCAGCAGGCAGGGGGGCAGCUGGGGGUGCCCGGGGCACCCCAGGGAGUGCAGCAGGCAGGAGGGCAGCCGAGGGUGCCCGGGGCACCCCAGGGAGUGCAGCAGGCAGGAGGGCAGCCGGGGGUGCCCGGGGCACCCCAGGGAGUGCAGCAGGCAGGGGGGCAACCGGGGGUGCCUGGGGCACCCCAGGGAGUGCAGCAGGCAGGGGGGCAGCCGGGGGUGCCCGGGGCACCCCGGGGAGUGCAGCAGGCAGUGGGGCAGCUGGGGGUGCCCGGGGCACCCCAGGGAGUGCAGCAGGCAGGAGGGCAGCCGAGGGUGCCCGGGGCACCCCAGGGAGUGCAGCAGGCAGGAGGGCAGCAGGGGGUGCCCGGGGCACCCCAGGGAUUGCAGCAGGCAGGGGGGCAGCUGGCCGUGCCCGGGGCACCCCAGGGAGUGCAGCAGGCAGGGGGGCAGCUGGGCAUGCCCGGGGCACCCCAGGGAGGGGUGCAGCAGGCAGGAGGGCAGCCGGGGGUGCCCGGGGCACCCCAGGGAGUGCAGCAGGCAGGGGGGCAACCGGGGGUGCCUGGGGCACCCCAGGGAGUGCAGCAGGCAGGGGGGCAGCCGGGGGUGCCCGGGGCACCCCUGGGAGUGCAGCAGGCAGGGGGGCAGCUGGGGGUGCCCGGGGCACCCCAGGGAGUGCAGCAGGCAGGAGGGCAGCCGAGGGUGCCCGGGGCACCCCAGGGAGUGCAGCAGGCAGGAGGGCAGCCGAGGGUGCCCGGGGCACCCCAGGGAGUGCAGCAGGCAGGGGGGCAACCGGGGGUGCCCGGGGCACCCCAGGGGGUGCAGCAGGCAGGGGGGCAGCCGGGGGUGCUCGGAGCACCCCAGGGAGAGCAGCAGGCUGGGGGGCAGUCGGGGGUGACUGGAGCACCCCGGGGGGAGCAGCAGCUAGGGGGGCAGCCGGGGGUGACCCGAGCACCCCAGGGCGAGCAGCAGGCAGGGGAGCAGCCGGGGGUGACCAGAGCACCCCAGGGAGUGCAGCUGGCAGGAGGGCAGCCGAAGGUGCCUGGGGAACCCCAGGGAAUGCAGCAGGCAGGAGGGCAGGGAGUGCAGCAGGCAGGAGGGCAGCCGAGGGUGCCCAGAGCACCCCAGGGAGAGCAUCAGGCAGGGGGGCAGUCGGGGGUGACCGGGGCACCCCAGGGAGUGCAGCAGCCAGGGGGGCAGCCGAGGGUGCCCUGGGCACCCCAAGGAGCGCAGCAAGCAGGGGGGCGAUCGAUGGACGACCAGGAGCAACAGUUGGAGGAGUGGUGUCGACUUCUGGAGCUUGAUACCCCCAUGGCGACUGUGGAGGAGUCAGAGGCGGACGAAGAACCUCCCUUGCCGCCUUCCCCAUGCCCCCGCUUCCCGUGCGACACGUGUUUCCACACUUUCGCUACGCGGGGGGCCGCAGCGAACCACAUGAGGGUAUGCCGAGCGGCUGAGGCGGAGAGGCGUGCACAGGCUCUCGGCUCGAUUCCGUCUCUGGUGGAGACGGACACGCAGGAGCGAUCGACGCCGCGGGAAUUUGGGGACGAGGCGUGGGCUGGGGUUACGUCAUGGGAAUGGGAAACAUUUUUCAGUGUGGAGGCGGUUGGAGGGAGGACAGUUUGCCGUAUCCCACAGCGGGCCAGGUCGGGGGUCUUAGACGCGCUCUGUUGCAUCCUUAAGCGCUUGAAGAGCCAGCCGGGAGAUGAAGCCGCUAACCUCCUACUCUUGGCGUUUCCGCGCCUCAUCCUUGCCAUGCCUCCAAUGCCACGCAUAGGUCAGAAGGCGCUGAUCACAGAGCGGUUGGGUGCGUUCUGGGAGGGGAGGUGGCGGGAGCUGUUCGACUCUGCCAUGGCGGCAGCGCGGCCAGCAGUUCGCCCACUUUCCUACACUCGCUCUGACCAGGAUCCGGAUGCCAUCCGCCUGUCACGGUGCCGAUCUCGAUGCAAAGUGGGGGAGUGGAGCCGAGGAUUGGCCUGCCUUACAGCAGGGGAGUUGGCUCGACCGUCUGAGGUCAUGGUGCAGUCGCUGCGAGAGAAGCACCCUGCUAGCGCAGGUGAGGUCCCCAAGCGGGCUCGGCCGUGGCUCGCCGCAUCCAACCUAGUCGGGCUUUCCAAGCCUAACGGCGACGUCUGGCCGGUGGCGAUCGGGGAGGUGCUUCCUCGUAUCCUUGCUCGUGCUGUCUGCAUCUCGCUCCGCCCUGCGAUGGUUUCCUACUUCCUGCCAUGCAACCACCUGGGAGCGGGCACCAGGGUCGGGGCGGAGAUUCUCACUCAUUCUUUCCGGUCAGCGCUGGCCACUCACCCCGACUGGUGUGCGCUACACAUAGACAUCGCAAUCGCCUUCAAUUCGUUUCACCGUCAUGUGAUGUUCGAUGGUCUGCGGGAGUCGCCUUUCUCAGGGAUGAUCCCAUUCUUGCGUGUCUUUUAUGGGACACCUAGUGACCUGUACCUCCGAGCAGGCCCUUUCGUACAGAGCCUCGAGUCAGCACGGGGAUCGAGGCAGGGGGACCCGCUCGGCCCUUUUCUUUUCGCAUUCACGCAGCAGCAAGUGAUGGAGCCGAUUACUAGGGAGUUCAAGGACCUGCUUUUCCUCAGCUAUGCAGACGAUACCUAUAUUUUGGGGCCAGCGGCUAGGAUUCUGGAGGCUUUUGGGGUGCUGCGGGAGCGGUUGGAGUGGGUGGGGCUGGAGGUGCAGGCGCACAAGUGCCGUUUUUGGGAGCGCGAGGGCAAGGGGGUGGAGCGGGCACUGCCAUUGGGGAUGCAGCGGGUGGAUGAGGGUCUUACUGUGGUGGGCGUGCCUAUUGGAGAGGAGGCAGCGCGGAACAUUGCACAGUUAGGGGUGGCGGGCGAGGAGGCGAUGUUUGCUGAGUACCUCACCACUUCGACAGGGGCAGAGUUUCUUGACCCGUGGUUUGUCAAGGCUCUCGAGCAGCUGCCAGCGACUAUCCGCCAUGAGAUACCGGGCUUACCUCUGUGUGUAGUGGCCCCUCCUGUUCGGCUUUUCCAGGCGAGUCAGCGGCAGUUAGCUGUAGAGGAGCUCCAAGCACUGCGUCGCUUGGCUCGUGACGAUGCUACCUUGGCCCGUUUCACAUCCCUUCAGGGCCCGGGGGCAGGUGCAUGGGUUUUGGCGGUUCCGGCUCACUCAGAUCUUACAUUCACUGCGGCUGAGUGGGGCAUUGCUGCUGCUAUACGGCUCGGCCUCCCAAUUCAGCAGCUGCAGGUGGCGGGGAGGUGUGUUUGUGGCACAGCGUAUGUUGACCCAGCAGACCUGCACCAUGCCCUGAGAUGCAGGCACCAGCAUGGUCCUUCUCGGGUGCAUGAUGAGGUGAAGUUUGUGGUGGCGAAGAUCUCUAAGGCGUCGGGGGGGGUGGUGACAUUGGAGGAUAGUGUGGUGCUGCAAGGGAAGCGGGUUGAUGUGGCGGUGCGACGUCCAAUGGCUGGAGAGGCUCACGCCCUAGAGAUCAGCGUCGCGGACCCGCUAUCGCUGUCUCCAUCACUGCUGGGACAGCGCGGGCGUCAAAUAGGUGUGGCGGUAAGGGAAUGGGAGCGUCGCAAAACGAGUGAUUACGCACCUCUGCUUGCACGCAAUCGGGGCGUGCAGUUCACCCCUUUGAUAGUUGAGACGUGGGGGUGUCUCGGCGGUCGUUUUCAGCGGUGGCUUCGUCAGCAGGGGGAUGCGCACGUGGGGCUAACUGUGUCGCGGGGGGCUUGUCGAGAGGACGACUCUGUGUUUUCGGCUUAUCUUUUAGGGUCACUGAAGGCGCUCGAUGGGGUGGCGUUAUAG
This is a messenger RNA of Closterium sp. NIES-65, 5880 nucleotides long. The record is from the annotation of a GenBank genome assembly. NCBI's taxonomy places the organism in Eukaryota, Viridiplantae, Streptophyta, Zygnematophyceae, Desmidiales, Closteriaceae.